CUGUUGGCGAGAGGCCACAUUUCCGCCACGUGACCCGCGCAUGCGCCUGCUUGCUGGAGCGCUAGCGUCCGUUGAUCCGAACACCUGCUGAGUUCGGAAGUUCGCCUUCUCUGCCCCGGCUCGGGGCGGUACGCUGGGAGGUGGCGCCCGGAGGGACAGCCGUGCCUCGGGGCGGGGCCGGUGCUCGUCUCGGAGCUCCAGAGGUUCCGCUGAGAAGCACGGCGGCAGCAAGACGACUUCUCCGGAGCCGACGAGCUGGAGUUGGAAGUGGAGCUCCGUGGGGCCGGGCCCCCGGCUGCGGGGCAGCGGCUCCUGCAGGCGGAGGCCCCGGCGGAGAAUGAGCCGGAGCCGGAGGUGGUGGUGGUCUCCCGGCAGAGCGGUGCCACCGGGAGCAUGCUGCGAUGGUUCACCACCUUGAUGCUGUUUGCUUCCUUCCUGGGGCUGGGAUUGAGUGUUGCUAUCGUGGGACCCACGUUUCAAGAUUUGGCAACAAACGUGAACCGAAAUAUUAGUAGCCUGUCUUUCAUUUUUGUGGGUCGUGCCUUUGGAUAUUUGAGUGGCUCUGUGAUUGGUGGAUUGCUUGUUGAUGUCAUGAAUUACUUUUUACUUUUGGGAAUCUCAAUGUUGGCUACCACAGUUGGUCUUUAUCUUGUUCCUUUUUGCAAGACAGCAGUAUUACUCACUGUCAUGAUGUGUGUCUUUGGUACUUCAAUUGGCAUUCUGGAUACAGGUGGUAACGUCCUUAUCUUGGCUCUUUGGGGGGACAAAGGAGCCCCACAUAUGCAGGCCUUACACUUCUCUUUUGCCUUGGGUGCCUUUUUGGCUCCACUGCUAGCGAAACUGGCAUUGGGUCCGACAGCGUCUGCUGAAAACUGCACAGAGUCUGAUUUUCAUCAUCCUGCACUCAACCGAUCAUCUGAGGCUGACUCAGAAGCUCUGUUUGGAGUACCUAAUGAUACGAAUUUACUGUGGGCUUAUGCUGUUAUUGGUACUUACAUGUUCUUAGUUUCUGUCAUUUUGUUUGGUCUGUUUUUCAAGAAUAGCUCAAAGCAGGAAAAAACAAGAGCAUCUGCUCAGACAUCUCGAAGAGCAAAAUAUCACAACGCCCUUCUUUGUCUCCUUUUUCUGUUCUUCUUUUUUUAUGUUGGAGCCGAGGUAACAUAUGGCUCUUAUGUUUUCUCAUUUGCAACCACCCAUGCUGGCAUGAAAGAAAGUGAAGCCGCUGGGUUGAACUCCAUCUUCUGGGGGACAUUUGCAGUCUGCAGGGGCCUGGCAAUCUUUUUUGCUACCUGUUUACAGCCUGGAACCAUGAUUGUGUUGAGCAACAUUGGCAGCCUGACUUCAUCUUUAUUUCUGGUGCUUUUUGACAAGAAGCCAAUUUGUCUCUGGAUAGCAACUGCGGUGUAUGGGGCUUCAAUGGCAACCACGUUUCCCAGUGGUAUUUCUUGGAUUGAGCAGUACACGACCAUCCAUGGGAAAUCUGCAGCGUUUUUUGUAGUUGGUGCUGCCCUGGGAGAAAUGGCUAUUCCUGCAGUCAUUGGAAUUCUUCAAGGAAAAUACCCUGAUUUGCCUGUAGUUCUGUAUACCUCUUUGGGAGCAUCAAUAGCCACUGGUGUUUUAUUUCCUGUGCUAUAUAAAUUAGCCACUUCACCUCUUGAUCACCAGCGAAAAGAAAACAGAAAGAGUGAGGACCAGAAAGCUUUGCUUUCUAGCUCUGGGCUAAAUGAAUAUGAGGAAGAGAAUGAAGAGGAGGAUGCAGAAAAAUGGAAUGAAAUGGAUUUUGAAAUGAUUGAAACGGAUGAUACAAUGAGGCAUUCUAUAAUAGAGACAUCUAGAAGUAGUUCGACGGAGCCCACAGCUGAAAUCUAUAACCAGUAUCCAUCAAAUGCACUGGUGUUUGAGUCCUCUCCUGUUAAUACUGGCAGUUCCAUAUGAAGCACUUGCCAGAAACCAGGACAAAAGGGACUAACACUUAGAGAAGAUGGAUUACUCACUGACAUCUUUGAAUAAUUGCCACUUCUAAGGAGGUCAUUCAGAGCAGAGCAUUAGCAGAUUUUCACCAUGCUUUGGGGAUUAAAAUUUUUAGGUCCAAAUUGUAGCAAAUGCUAAAAAGUUUUGAAAUGUUCUGUAAUUCCCAGAGUCUUCCAUAAGUAACCAAAUGGUCUCAUACACAUGCAAUAGGAUCUUGUUAUAAGGCUGGUAUUUCACGUGUGACUGAUCAGGAAGUAUUUUAUGGUCUCCACCCCUCAGAGCACGCAAAGAAGGCAUUUGUUUUUGAGAAGGUGGGUGUUGUUCUCAUAGAAUGAGACCAUGUAGGAGUUGAGUUGAUUGGUUGAACAAAUUAUCAGGUAUCAAUAUUUUUCCAGGAAAGUUGAGAGUAGUUUCAUAAAAGAGAAAUGGAGAGAGACUUAUUAAUUGCUUUACCUUAUCUGUAGGGUUGGAUCAAAGAAUGCUAAUGACUCAUUUGAUUUCUCAUUUCAAUGAAGAGAACACAGAACAGGGCCCAAGGGGCCUGGCUUCAAGCCUUGACUCCUAGCCCUGCACUCUGUCAUUUAACAUAGGCCUUGUUUAUCUGGCCUCCUGAUCUGUGAUUCUAGAAAUGAAAAUGAGAUGAUUUCCAAAUUGGGAAUCCAUAAGUUUUAAAGUUUGUGCAAAAUGUCUGCUAGAAAUUAGUACAAGUGACAGUGCAUUCUUCAUUUCAAAUGAAAAGUGAAACCAAAAUGAUAAAUAGCUUUAAGAAUGUGCUAAUGAUAAAUGAUUACAUGUCAGUUUAAUGUACUUAAUGUUUAAUAACUUAUUUGAAUAAUUACCUGAAGAAUAUAUUUUUUUAGUACUGCAUUUCAUUGACUCUAAGUUGCGCUUUUUGCCCCCAUACUGUUAACAUCUCUGAAAUCAGGACAUGUCUUGAAAGUAAUCAUUUAACAUUGUGACAAAGUUUGAUUGACAGUUUUUUCCCAUAUGUAUAAAAAAUAAUGUGUUUUACAAUCAGUGGCUUAGAUUCAGUGAAAUACAGUUAUUUCAUUCAAUUAUGGAGAUGAUACUAUCUUUACAGACAUUUUAAAAAGAAGUUAUUUUUAUAUGCUAAUAUUCUCUGUUCAAAUGGGAUUUGGAGACACUGUGUUCUAAUUUUAAGAGCUGUUUCAGUGUUACUAGAUGAGUAGUAGGGCUGUCGAUGGAGUCCUUUGAGGUCCUUUGCCUACCUUAGGAACAGAGGCUGGGUCUGAGCCUUGCUCAAGAUUAGCUCUUCACCAGGUCUGGGUGGUAAUCAUAUCACAGUUACUGUAAACCGCUCUGCAAGUGUAAUUUACAGUGAGGCACAGCCUUUUCCAAUGAUUAGAAUACUUGUGUCACCCAUCCAGGCUUUCUCUUUCCUGAGUCUGAAAUACCUGGGAAACCAAUUAGAAGGUGACUUGGUGACCUAGAAGUCAAGGAUCAGAAAGGGUACUUCAUAUGUAUAUGGCAGAAUUGGUACAGGUGAUCCUUUGAAAAAUGACUAGAAUUGAUGCAAUUUUGUUUACUUCCUCCAAUUUUAUGCUGAAUAAUUUCUCAUUUCUACCUGAUUGGAGUAGGCUUGCUUUCUUUUACUUAAUUUCUAUAAAUUUGCCGUUGUUUUGUCUUAAGUAAAAUACAGUGUCUUUCUUGA
Messenger RNA from Chlorocebus sabaeus (green monkey), 3643 nucleotides. It is a transcript of the gene SLC60A2, whose product is annotated as major facilitator superfamily domain containing 4B. Gene Ontology annotation, biological process: transmembrane transport. The record is from RefSeq and is a predicted model, not a curated record. NCBI's taxonomy places the organism in Eukaryota, Metazoa, Chordata, Mammalia, Primates, Cercopithecidae. Gene Ontology annotation, molecular function: D-glucose transmembrane transporter activity.